Molecule: messenger RNA, 1788 nt
Organism: Rosa rugosa (rugosa rose)
Lineage: Eukaryota; Viridiplantae; Streptophyta; Magnoliopsida; Rosales; Rosaceae
Exons: 5
Coding region: 1024-1359 (111 amino acids)
Biological process (GO): rRNA processing
Source: RefSeq, a predicted model, not a curated record
UCCACAAAACUGCGGCCCAAAAAGCCAAAGCCCAUCUUCUCACACCGUCCCUCCCCAGAACCACCAGCAACGAGCCUCCAAGAAGACAGCUUCCGGUCACCAGUCCGGUGGCCGGCCUUGGUCCUGCACCAUUGCCGGGAUCUAGAGAAGGAGCUCCGAAAAAGCCUCCGCCCUCUUAGUUUGCCAACUGAUCGGACUGAUCAAAACGCGAUCAACCACAACGCCGGAAGCCGCCUUCCUCCGACACAGAUCGACCUGAGAGAGAUCAGCGCACCACCAUGAAUCAGCCUGAACCUUUUGAUAUUGCUUACCUACCUUUCACCUGCCUUUGGCUUUAACAAAAAUUUCCUAUUCCAUUUUAUGUUCCUAUUUGAAUUUCUCAAUUUUAGCAUUGUGAGAAUGGCUAUCGUCAACUUUGUGCAGAACUGGAUUGAUAACUGUCAACCUACGGUUUUGGACAGAGUUUGUAUUACAUUUUCUCGGCCUGGAAACUUCCCUGUGGUUGUAGAAGAGUGCAUCAGAUUUCCUAUUUUGUGUGGAGUUAAGGUUCUCCGACUUGACUUCUCUGAUCCACCAUGGGGUGAUGAAGUUUUACUUGGCAAUCAUCCUGAACCUUCAUUUGUUCUGCCUCAAUUAGUUUAUGAACAUGGGGUUCUUCAAUCUCUAACCCUCUUUUCUUGCAACUUCAAUGUGGCUGAGAUGAUCAACUUUGGUCUCCUGAAGAGUAUUGCUCUGAGUUGGGAAACUUGAAUUCAGAAGAGAAUUUGGGACUUAGGGGCUGGAGUUUGUAAUUUUCAGCUUUAUAUAUGUGUGGUUUUAGUUCGACUCACAAUCAAAUGUCCUCAGAAGUAUAGGUGCCUAUCUGAUGCAGUGUUUCAUGUUUUCUAUUUUGCAGGUUUCGGGCAGCUGAUUCUUAAGACAGUAUCAGAGGGGAGCUGAAAUGGGAUUGAUGCUUCUGAACUCCCGUCGGAGCUAAAAUCAAAUGGACAAGUUGUGGAUGAAAGUCUGUUGAAAGAUAGCAAGAUGGAUGUGAGUGAAGUACAGAUAGAUGGCUCAAUGCAAAAGUCAGGGAUGGAAUGUCAGGUGUCUGUACCAAAGUCAGCUUCAGAUAUCAUUAUGAUUUCAGAGCUUAUGGAAGAAUCUAAUGUAGGGAUCUCAGCUGAGGAUAAGGAACCUCAUUGUGAAGAAGCACAAGAUCUGAUCAUUGAGACAGCUGAGGCGGAGUCAGGAUUCGGUAGUGUUGGUUAUGUUGCCAAUGUCCAUGGGCUUCAAGGAGAGAUUCGUGUGAAACCCAGCACUGACUUUCCUGAAUUGCGGUUUGCUGAGCCUGGAAGAAGAUGGUUGCGAGAACAAAUAUGAGGCCAAGACAGAGUUGAAGAAGUUGAGCUGCUGGAGGGAAGAGGACAUCCUGGCCAAAUGCGUUGGAUACUCAGAUUGAGAGGAAUUAACAACGUGGACCAGGUGACGUUCUUGUGGCCUACAGUAAUUUCUGUUUUUUGUUGGUCAUGUAUUCACAGAGUUAGUACUCAAUACUCACCAAUGAAUUUGAAGACGUUAAUAAGAGGAGAAGGAUGCAUCCAAGAACAUCCUCGCUUUCUCUUCAAUUCUCGUUAGGUUGACAAUGUAUUUUGGUCUUAGAGUAGUGUUUUUUUCCCUUAUAUUUCUCAACUACUAUUUUAUGUUUGGAUUUGUUUAUCCUGACAUAAGCCAAUCAUGCAUUGGAAUUGGAUUAGGUUUAUUUUCAGUGUUCUGAAUCGAGGAGUGUGUAUUUAUAUGAGAAGGAACUGA